This is a messenger RNA of Helicoverpa armigera (cotton bollworm), 2622 nucleotides long. RefSeq names its product G-protein coupled receptor dmsr-1 (gene msR). The record is from RefSeq and is a predicted model, not a curated record. Gene Ontology annotation, cellular component: plasma membrane. Gene Ontology annotation, biological process: G protein-coupled receptor signaling pathway. Lineage: Eukaryota; Metazoa; Arthropoda; Insecta; Lepidoptera; Noctuidae. The transcript has 4 exons. Gene Ontology annotation, molecular function: G protein-coupled peptide receptor activity. The coding region runs from base 340 to 1470 and encodes 376 amino acids.
UAUGAGACGCGCCGAGCGGUAACACGCGGUCCCCGACUCGCCUUGACGCUUGCCGCUACAGUCACGAACCAACGCUCCGUAAAAAGUUACGAUGAAUUAUUUUCAUGCACAUAAGGUUCUUACAGUGUAUCGUAUAUCAACAAAACUAAUAUAUUAGACAAGUUUUCAUGAGAUGAAGUUUAGUUUAGUAAAAAUCGAAUGAUGUUUUUUUAAUCAUUGUGAUGAUGAUCAAUUUAAUUUUGUGAUGUUUAAGUUUACAAUUGAAGAAUAACGUACAAUGCACGCGGCUUGUAGAUAGUUUUCCAAGAGUCUGUGGCUGGCACAAAACGAAAUAGAAAUAUGCAAGGCGACGGUGUGGCGUAUUGCGUGCCAGAGGGGCAGGCUUUCCAGCGAGCCUAUGUCCGCAUCCACGGGUACAUCGCAUUACUCAUCUGCCUGCUGGGCAGUGCUGCCAAUUCCGUCAACAUCGCCGUACUCAGUCGAAAAGAGAUGAUCUCAUCUACAAAUUCUAUCCUCACCGGGCUGGCAGUCGCUGAUCUGCUUGUUAUGAUUGACUACAUCCCACUGGCGUUACAUAUUUAUACAGAUAUCUGCGCAGAACUCAAUCGCAAUUCAUAUGCAUGGGCUGUUUACGUCUAUUUUCACUCCAUAUUCAGUCAAACCUUCCAUACGAUAUCUAUUUGGUUGACGAUCACGCUUGCUGUUUGGAGGUUCAUAGCAAUAAAGUUUCCACAAAAAAAUAGGACGUUGUGUAACAAGAAGAACACCAAUAUCGCUAUCGGAGUGGCGUAUGCUGUGUGUCCAAUACUUUGUCUUCCCAUAUAUUUUGCGAUGAAAAUUCAAGAAAUUCCUUCUUCGUCGAAAAAUGGGCAUGAAAACGUUACAUUGAACGAUACGGAUAUAAUUAAGAAUGCAACAGUGAGCACGGAGCGAGAGUACGCUAUAGUGAUGACAGAUAAUAACGAGUUACUCACAGCUAUUUUUUGGAUUUACAGUGUGUUUAUAAAGCUCAUACCUUGUGUAGUGUUAUCAAUACUGAGUGUGCUACUAAUACUCAAAAUGAAGUCGAGUGAUAGAAGAAGACAAAAAUUACUGAAAAAAUCUGCAAUCACAACUAACGAGGGUGAGAAAGCCCGGUUGAACGAUGAUGGAGGCAAGCGAGCUGGAGGUGGCGGUGGACGCACAGACCGGACCACUCGGAUGCUGGUCGCUCUACUUGGACUCUUCUUAGCUACAGAACUACCACAAGCCCUCUUCGGCCUACUCACAGCUAUAGCUCCGCACCUCUUUCAAGUCUGUUAUUAUGCUUUUGGUGAGGUGAUGGAUUUGAUGGCAUUGGUGGGGUCCGCGGUGAACUUCGUGCUGUACUGCAGCAUGAGCCGUCAGUUUCGUUCCACGUUCACGCGGCUGGCGCGCAAGGUGCUGCCUCUGGGCACGCCAGCCGAGCCGGUCACCGCGCUGAAGGCGUAGCGCUCCCACACCGCGACCACCUCGGUCGCGAACCUGUGAAUCAACCACAAGGUACCAUGUCCCUACAUGUCUUCACGAAUUUCAACAACCAACAGCACACAAUGCGUUUGAACUUUAUUAAAAGUGAAUUAAGUGCAGUUUCACCAAACAAUGAAAUUAACUUUUUUAAUUUUGUAAGUUAAAGUUAAAGCGGUGCUUACUCUUCAACAUGUUGUAGUAAUUAGUGGCGAGGGAUUAAGCUACGAACCAAAUUGUUUAGUACUUAAAAGUAGGUAGUUUUAUUUAAGUAUUCUCUGUACAUUUUAUAAUCUGUAAGUUCUAUCUAAAAUCUAUUAGCAGUGUAAAUGUAUAGUGUACAGGCUAAGUACUGUAAUGUUAAAUUAGCUAUUUGUUGAACGUUUUGUUUACAGGGUUUUUGUUGUUACUUUGUUUGGAAAGUAUCUAGACAGUUGUUUAUUGUUUUAUUCCAGUUUGUUCUGGGCUAAAUCUAACUGUAAACACAUUUAUUGUUGGAGAAUCGAUUUCAAAGUUCAACAGAAAUUAGGUAGUCGUGUCUCUCAGAAACUGCAAAGUUGGAGAGCUUAGAGUUAAUGGAUUAAGUGUAUCUCCACAGUGCUGACGCUGAAGGAACGCUCCCUGCCUAGAGACUGUUUUAACGAGCCCGCUACUCGAUUUACAAACCUUUGCAUAUAAUUAUGUAAUUACUUGUCAAUCUGACCCAGGGACUGGUGUUUUGAGCAGCGUUUUUGAGAUUUAACUUUCUAGUCAUUUAAGUGUAGAAUUUCUUGGAACAAAAGUUGAGGUAUAUUGUGUUGCUGGAAUUGUUGUUAAUUGUUAGUAUCCUGUCUUCUUAGCACCGGUUUUGAAACUAGUGAUCCACUUUCGUUGCAAAUUAUACCUACUAUGUUAAACGCACAAGGCUACAGAAUGGAACCUUUAUUAAUUAGUUUCUACCUAGUUACAGUACAUGUUGUAUGAAAUAUUAAAGUGGGCCAAAUUCAAAGGACAUUGGAACUGGCUUUAACAUAUGGCUGAAUAAGCGUUGCUUCAUUCCAUUAAUCUCCUUAUUGUUGCGAGAAAAGGUUUUCGCUUGUGGCUUAUUGUGACUAUUCAGUUUAUCUUUAAAAAUCCAUGGAAAAAAACUUACAUUUA